AGCGCCUUAGUUGCAUUCGGCGCGAGUUAGUUGCGGUUUAAGCGGCGAGCGGUGCGCAUCUAUAAUAGUUCAAAAACGGCAAGAAAAUAUCCCUAAACUUUGAAGGACUUUGUACCUCCUAGCCUCGAGUGAUUGGGUUCCCAACGAAUUUCAAACCAGACCUUAAUCUGUACGCAAUAAAAUUCGGUCGCGUCGGUGCUAAGCAAAUAGUAUUUUGUGAUAUCAUAAUGCCCAGAGUCGUGUGAUAAGUGAAUUAAAUCGCUGGGAUAAAGCCAAGAGAGCGCGAACUUCAUCGCACACUGACUAACACAAUUCACGCAAUUUGUGGUUAAAAUCAUCAGCAACUUCCGCAUAUCCACACACACAAUAGCUUCCAAAAUAUUCAAUAAGAGACAAUCGUGACCAAAAAAAAACCAGCCAGCAACAAUUGGGAUAAAAACCAAAACAAUAACCUCAAAUUGAAUGAGCGUAAGCCAUAAUUAUGACCAAAUGAGCCAGCCCACAAAAACAACAGUAAUAGCAACAAAGAGGCCAAGCAGAACCAACAACAAAAUGAGGGUUGUCAACAGCAGAUUCACAGAAAUAUCUCGCUUAACAGUCAUCUUAACAGUGCUGCUGCAGUUUGUGAGUCACGCCAGUGGCUUGCAAACCGUAAACGAAUCAGCAGCAGAAAAUACAAUAUGUCUGUACCAAGAACACAACACCACUUACCGAAAGGAGAUUGGAGCCGUGUGGUUUGCGGCCAGAGAUCCUUGUUUGGUGUAUUCCUGUGCAGCUGGUGUGGCCAAGGAUCCACAGGCUCAUAUUGUGGUGACCCAGGUCGAUUGCAAUGAGUUCUACUGCGAAGUGGGCUCUGAGCUGCGCAGUGUGGAAGGCAGUUGUUGUGGGGAGUGCGUGAGGACCCACUGUCAGCACAAUCAUACCCUUUAUGCCGUGGGUGAGUCCUGGCACAAUGACGCAGAUUGCACUCUUCUCGAGUGCGGUCGUCUGGAUAAUGGCCAGAUCAUCAUGAACACAUACAAAAGAAGCUGUCCGGCAUUGACUGAAGAUUGUCCAGCCUCGAGGUUAGAGGUUCGCAAUUGUUGUCCCUACUGCAGACCACUCCAAACAGCCAGGAUUGAGGAGCUCCAGGAUACUGAUGAGGAAAGCACAGAGGAUAUUUGGACAGCCGAAUGGUAUCGCAAGCAUCCAUGUAAUCGGGAUUGUCAGAUCGGUGCCGAACCCAUGACCUGUCGCUAUACUUUUGUGGUCGAGUGGUACCAGACCUUUUCGAAAGCCUGUUACGAUUGUCCUCGGAAUCUAACGGACUGCUCCCGACCUCAUUGUGUCAUGGGUGAUGGUCUAGAGCGAAGUAUCACCGUGGUAAACCGCAUGAUGCCGGGACCGGCGAUUGAAGUUUGCGAGGGAGAUGAGAUAGUGGUGGAUGUGAAGAAUCAUUUGCUGGGCGAGAGUACCUCGAUACACUGGCAUGGUCUGCACCAGAAGAAGACCCCCUAUAUGGACGGGGUGCCCCACAUCACCCAGUGUCCAAUUACCCCACAUGCGACCUUCAGAUAUACCUUCCCUGCUGACCUCUCGGGCACUCACUUCUGGCACUCGCACACUGGAAUGCAGCGAGGAGAUGGUGUGUUCGGUGCUCUGAUCAUCCGGAAACCCAAGGCUGCCGAACCUCAUGGCGGACUCUACGACUUUGACCUCAGCGAGCAUGUGAUGAUUGUCCAGGAUUGGAUACACGAUACGGGAGCCAGCAUUUUUUCCUAUCAUCAUCACUCCAGGGGUGACAACAAACCACACAAUCUGCUUAUAAACGGAAAAGGACGUUAUUACAACCGCAUUUGGGCGGAAGCCAAGCAAACCCAUCGCCGAACUGAGGAGAGGACCACACAGGCAUUGGAUCCACUGCCCAAAUCCCAGGUGGAUUUCGUUCAAACUCUACCGAGGCAAGCUCGUUUGGCUAAGAGUAACACCACAAAACUAUUUCCCGUGAAUUCCCGCCAAAAGAGGGGUAAUCUGAAUGAGAUACCCUUGGAACUAGUACCUCAUCAAGUCUUUUCUGUGAGGAGAGGUUUUCGCUACCGCUUCAGGAUUAUAAAUGCGGAGUACCUUAACUGUCCGAUUGUGGUUUCCAUAGAUGGUCACAAUCUAACAGCAAUUAACUCAGAUGGCUUUGAUAUCGAGGCAAUGGAUGUAGGUUCUAUUGUUACUUAUUCCGGGGAGCGAUUCGAUUUUGUGCUGAAUGCCAAUCUCGAGGUGGGAAAUUAUUGGAUUCGGUUGAAGGGAUUGAUGGACUGCAGCGAAGUCUUCACCUCCGCCUUCCAAGUGGGCAUCCUCCGCUAUGAAGGAGCUCCGGACGAGGAGCCCACCGCAGAAUUGAGUUACGCCCACAAAGCAGAGGGCAUUGAACUGAACGUAAUGAACCGCGGUCCUGGAUAUCCGGACACCAAAACCGUCGCCGAGAUGAGGGCUCUGCCCAUCUACGAUCAUGUGUCUGGCAUCGAUCACGAUACCCUCAAGCCGGAGGCAGACUACAAGUUCUUUAUCUACUACGACUUUUACACCAAGAACAAUCCCGACUUCCACGACCAGAAUCUCUAUGCAAUGGACAUGGAAAUGACACAGGCAAACCGUCUUUACACCCCCCAACUAAAUCACAUCACCCUGAAGUUUCCCUCGCUGGCACUACUUCCCUCGAGGAGUCAGCUGAAGGAUUCCGACUUCUGCAACGAAACGAGUCUGGAGAAUCAGGGCAUUGAUUGCCGCAAAGAGUUCUGCAAGUGCCACCAUGUUCUGCAGGUGCCCUUGGGUGCAGUGGUCGAGAUGAUCAUCGUGGAUGAGGGAUUCCAGUACUACGCAAACCAUCCCUUCCAUUUGCACGGAAACGCCUUCAGAGUAAUGGCAUUGGAACGAUUGGGCGAAAAUGUCACCGUAGAAAUGAUCAAACAACUGGAUCAGUUCAAUUUACUCAAACGCAACCUUGACAACCCGCCUGUUAAGGACACCGUUACUAUUCCCGAUGGAGGCUACACCAUUAUUAGAUUCGAGGCCUCCAAUCCCGGCUAUUGGCUCUUCCACUGUCACAUCGAGUUUCAUGCGGAGAUUGGCAUGGCCCUGGUCUUCAAAGUGGGUGACGAUGAUGAAAUGGUCCCGGUGCCGGAGAACUUCCCCACCUGCGGCGACUAUAAUCCCGACUUAAAGUCUGAUAGCGGUUCUUCAGAAAAUUCGGGAUCUAGCAAGCCGACAACCGCGAAUCCACCAAAUGCUGGAGGCGGCGGAUCACGAAUGGCACCCACUUUGAUUGCUCUGCUCAGUAGUUUUGUGCUGGUGAAACUCUAUCGAUAGAAAAGGUCCUUAGAAAGAGAGCAACAACCCUUUACUUGCCAAGCGAAAUUCAGAGAUUAUUUAUUGAUGACGAGGAAGAACCUUGAGAUGAAAGUUGAUUUUGAUUGAUAUAGAAAAAUACUUGUUCUCUAGCAUUUGUAUAUAUUCCAUAGCACGCAUCGUUGUAACCAAAACAUCUGUGAUUGUCUAAGAAAGUGUUUAAAUAAGUAAUUUGAAAAUGUAAUAAAUAUUUAAUAAUGUUUUCUUAAGAA
This is a messenger RNA of Drosophila rhopaloa, 3590 nucleotides long. It is a transcript of the gene Mco1, whose product is annotated as L-ascorbate oxidase. Gene Ontology annotation, biological process: iron ion transport. The transcript is spliced from 5 exons. Gene Ontology annotation, cellular component: plasma membrane. The record is from RefSeq and is a predicted model, not a curated record. Gene Ontology annotation, molecular function: oxidoreductase activity; copper ion binding. NCBI's taxonomy places the organism in Eukaryota, Metazoa, Arthropoda, Insecta, Diptera, Drosophilidae. Bases 463 to 3339 code for a protein of 958 amino acids.